AAACGUGUAAACAAAGUUUGACAAGAUUGACAUAAAACAAAACAAACGCGCCGCGUUCGCUUACGCCAAAAAACAUUUUAAUAAAAUCAUUGUAAUUUCCACAAAAAGAAGUGAACACCAUGUCCGAUGAGGAGGUCAUCAAACGCCGGUUACAAAUCGAUGGCGAUGGAACCGGCGACGAUAGACGCUUGAACGAUUUGUUAAAAACGUUCAUUAAAUGGUGUAAUUCCAACGAAGCAUCUGAUAACAGCCAACCAAUUUACGAUCGCUUGCUCGCUCAACUGGCCCAGUGCGAGUUUGAUAUGAAAAAGUCCGAUUUCUACGCGAGUGUUAUGCAGCAGGAGCUGAAAAACUAUGCCACCAUCUCAGACACGAUAGAGUCGGGCAUCGAAACGGCAAAGGCACAGAUCGUGCAAAGCAAACAGAAUUUAGUGUUGGCGAAAAAGAUCCGCAAAAAUCGGAUGGAGUACGAUAUGCUGGCGAAAACCAUAAACCAGCAACCGGAUCGCAAAAAUACCGUCCAAGAGCUGGAAUCGUUGAAACAGAAUCUGGAUCAGCUGAAAGAAAGUAGAGCCGAUUUAGAGCGGAAGCUCGAAACGAAGAAGAAAGACUUCAGUGUGCUGAUGCGCUCGAUCGCGGAACUACAGAACAAGCUCGAUCCGACGAUGUCGGUAACGGGCACUAGCGUAUGUGAUGAGGAAGCUAUGGACGUGGCCCCAGCGCAAAUUACUGAUGAGAAGAUGUCCUGUGACGAUCCGCUCGUGCUGGAAGAGGAAGACGAUGCUGCCAGUUCGGAUAAUGAUGAGGUGAUACUUUCCUCGCCGGAGAAAUUGACCUAAUCGGAAACACUGCCCUAUUGGUCCGGUAAUGCGUGUGUGUUCAUAUUGUAAGUAAAACAGUAUGUUUACAUUUUUAUAAGUAAUAUAUAAAUUAAGUUGUAUAAAAAGUAUAUUUUUUCAAAUUAAUAUUCCGAAUUUAUAUUUAUACAAUAUUUUAAAAACAUAUAGAAAAAUGAUUGUUUAUACGCAUCUGAUUCUCUCUCCGUACAAACUUGUGUUGCUUUCGACACGAACAAACAGUAGUUAAAAAGGAUUAUUACAUCUGAAGAUAUCUCUUCAGCAAACCAGUUCGCGUUCGGAGAGCGUAGACGAGGCGCAGGAAAUAAGCAAUCCCACCAUAUAUGGCACUGUUCGGGGAUAUUGCUUUUUUCCAACGCAAUGAGCCGUACCGUGCCCACCACUCCUAGAACUUUGUAGCAAGUUGUUGAAUGAAGUGGCCAAUGGGUUGUCUAGCUUGUGCUUUGACGUAUCCGAAUCCGUAGGUCGGCGUUUCCGCUGUAAUCAGAUUUAAUGCCAACACCGUUUGUCGGUGUGUCCGGCGGCCGAAGAACUUUUCAAAAAGUUUGUUGAGCACUUUCUAUGGUAAGCGAUGAUUUCGUUCGGUUCUUGGUUGGGUACGCACCCGGCGACUGUCGGCGAACAAGAUGGAGUAGUUUUUCAGCGUAAAAAAGCUCGAUGACCGUAGAAGCGAAAUCGAUUGGCUACCUAUUUUUUUUUUUGGGGUGUGCCGUCGGGAUCGUUCUUUGAAACGUUCCCACUUGGCGUUAUGAUGCUGUCGGGAAGCCGUUUUCUCUUGCGCAUUAAUAUGCGACAAGGUGGUGCUGAAGCGCGUACACGAUGUUGAUGCCGUUGGAUAAGUGGGUACUUCAGUCGCCGAAGAGAAUCUGUUGCGUUGUGUAAUUGUGUUGGUUCGUGGAAAAUGGUAGCACAGACAGUAUGUUGCUCAAGUGCACUGCAAGGUUCCUGGAAGUCGAGGUAAAAAGUUUCCGACCACAUCUGAUGGUAAUUGGUCAUCGAUAGUUGGUGGUACAAUUAGAACUCGCUUAAUGUUUCAUUUGAAUUCUUGCAAAGCAUAACUUAUUCCUUUAAAAAGAGUUUAAGCAAAUGUACCGUUUAAAAUUGUAAGAAAAAUUAUCGGAUAGGCAAAUGCUCUUAGUCUUUAAAUUCUCAUCAUUGGUGCAUCCAUAUGCUUAGGUAAAUUUCCCUUCCCCGGUCGUUCAUCACUGUCGUACAGAUGUUUCGUGUCGCGUCGUGACAAUGAGAUGCCUCUUGGGAUACACUGAACUGCACGCUGACGUGCCAGAGAUCUUUUGACCUAUCCACUUACUUACCCGGU
Messenger RNA from Anopheles funestus (African malaria mosquito), 2175 nucleotides. RefSeq names its product THO complex subunit 7 homolog (gene thoc7). The transcript is spliced from 3 exons. Gene Ontology annotation, cellular component: THO complex part of transcription export complex. Gene Ontology annotation, biological process: mRNA processing. The record is from RefSeq and is a predicted model, not a curated record. Lineage: Eukaryota; Metazoa; Arthropoda; Insecta; Diptera; Culicidae. Bases 120 to 839 code for a protein of 239 amino acids.